Messenger RNA from Nematolebias whitei (Rio pearlfish), 1074 nucleotides. Its product is annotated as nodal homolog 2-A-like. The transcript is spliced from 3 exons. Gene Ontology annotation, molecular function: type I activin receptor binding; growth factor activity; cytokine activity. Bases 1 to 1074 code for a protein of 357 amino acids. The record is from RefSeq and is a predicted model, not a curated record. Gene Ontology annotation, biological process: BMP signaling pathway; SMAD protein signal transduction. Gene Ontology annotation, cellular component: extracellular region. Lineage: Eukaryota; Metazoa; Chordata; Actinopteri; Cyprinodontiformes; Rivulidae.
AUGAAGGUUCCGGAGCUGGAGUUUGUGUUUGUUCUGCUGCUGGGUUCGGUUCUGGGUCUCUCCGCGGAUCAGGGCGGGAUGUCCGGACGCUCCGGCGGCUUCAGGCGCACCUUGAGGCGGCAGCAGGUCAGGCUGCCCCUCUACAUGAUGCUGCUCUACCGGACCAUGCGGAUCGUGGACCGGACCAGAACCCAGCCAGCCAGGGGGGAGCGCAUCCGAGGUCUCCACCACUCAGACUCCGUCAUCAACCUUGUUGCUAAAGGCUUUGAGCAGAUAGACCAGACGUGGUCCGUCACCUUUGACCUCUCCUCCAUAUCUGCUAGUGAUAACAUCCAACGUGCUGAGCUCCGGAUCCGCCUGCCUGCCUUCACCACGUCCUCCAGUUUGGACAUCUAUCACUCCAACCAGGACCAUUACGCUGAGAACAGGCUGCUCCUGGGGCGCCUCAGAGCCCACACCAGCUCAGUGGUCACAUCCUCUUCCUGGAAGGUGUUCGACGUGACGAAGAUGCUCCUCCGCUGGUUGCAGCAGGGAUCAAGAAAGCGGACAGAUGAGGCUAGAGUGAAGGAGACACAAGGCAGGAUCCAGCAGCCCACCCAUGACAGGGUAAUGAUGGUGGUCUUCUUGAAGCAGAGCCCCAGACAUAAAAAAGCAACGUUGAUUCGCACAGCACAGCACUCCAAGUACGUGGGCCGGGCGCAGGUGAAGCCCACCUCCAGGAUGGGGAGAAGCAGAGAGAAGAGACACCAAGAGAAACAAGGCCGUCUCUGCGGGAGGGUGGACAUGUGGGUGGACUUUAAGAAGCUCAACUGGAGCGACUGGAUCGUCUAUCCCAAACGGUUCAACGCGUAUCGCUGUGAGGGAAGCUGUUCCACACCGGUGGAUGAGACGUUCAGCCCCACCAACCAUGCCUACCUGCAGAGUCUGCUGACGUUUCACCACCUGGACAAGGUGCCGUGUCCAUCCUGUGCGCCCACACGCCUGGCACCGCUUCCCAUGUUGUACUUUGAGAAGGGGAAGGUGGUGGAGAGGCACCAUGAGGACAUGGUGGUAGAGGAGUGUGGCUGCCACUGA